Macrosteles quadrilineatus (aster leafhopper) is the source of this 2897-nucleotide messenger RNA. RefSeq lists its product as uncharacterized. The record is from RefSeq and is a predicted model, not a curated record. The transcript has 17 exons. NCBI's taxonomy places the organism in Eukaryota, Metazoa, Arthropoda, Insecta, Hemiptera, Cicadellidae. Bases 71 to 2575 code for a protein of 834 amino acids.
GGAAAGGGAGUCAAUAGCCUGGACGCUACUUGAUGUUGUAGAUGUAGUGGGGUACUGCAAAAGUUAGAAGAUGGAAAGUGAUAACACGACAACGAGGACACCUUAUUUAGGCCAAUACGCUUGGGAUGUUGAUAAGUAUCAAUACAAUUUCCCUAUCGAACAUUGGAAUUUAUGCAAAAUCUUCAUGGUACUUAACAAAACCAAAUACCCUGAAACUCGUUUGGUUCAACUAACAGAAGCUUUUUUCAAGAAGGGUGUUUACAACCAAAACUGUGAUCCCAAGACUGAUCGUAUUGUGGCUGCUCUAUCCAUCCCCGUGGUUGAACAUCUGCUGAGUUACAAACCUGGGUACAUUCACCACCCUUUCUCAAACAAAGAUUAUGAGAAUCCAUCAGGACCCACAAACAAAGUCGUCAUACCGCCUGCUUCGGAUAAACUAUCUGCUAAAGCUGUACGUGAAAACCAGUCCAAGUCAGGAACUACUAGGAAUGCUACGCGAGGGGAGAAUUUAAAAACUUCAAAAUCCAUACCCUCGCUCCAAACCAAGUCCACUGAACAAGAAAAUCAAGUCUCGAGAAAACGAGUUGCUACUGAUCCAGAAGAAGUUGAACAAAAGAGAGCUUUUGAUCAGAAAACGUCACAGCCCAAGCAGACGCGUACAAUACCUAAAAGAAAUCCAAGCUCUGACAAAUCGAAUGAAUAUUACAAGAUAUUCAAAGCCUUGGAUAUUGAUUCCAUGAAAAAUUUGUUGAUAGGCUUUGUUGUUGUCCGAGGUGUAACAAAAGAUAGCACUUUAUGCAACGACAAAGAUGUUUUGGAAUAUUCCUUCAAGUAUUCCAAAUUCGGUCCAUGUUCGUGGAUUGAAAGUAAAAACAACACUAACCAAGGAAUUGUAGGAGUAAAGCUUCAGUGGAGAGACAAUGUUUUAGCAGAAGCGGAAGGUCAGAAUCCAGAGUUUGUGAAGACUAAGUUGGCUGGGCGAGCGCUCGCUGCCUUAGAGGAGUUUUCUCCUGUAAUAAAGGCCGAUGAAAAGUACUAUAACAAUGGGAAAUGCAGAGAAUUACCUCCGGAAUCACCAAAUGGACCUUGCUGGCAUUACACAAGUAUCUACACCUUCAACGUACUGAAAGGAAUAAUUAAUACCUUCUCUUCGCUAAAGGAUUAUUCUGAAAUAAUAGUUCUGCAUUUCCCAGAGGACGCCAGUGAAUUUUACAUGCAAGACAUUAUUCAAUUUAUUGAGAACGAGAGAGCCGACAAGUUGCAAUAUCGGUUAGCCGAGUUUUACUACCAAGGAUAUCCUCACUCUGCUAUAUGUUUCUCUUACAAGCACAAUACACUGGACUUUUACCGGUGGCUUGAUAAGAGGAAAGACCAGCGGUAUUCAGUGAGAUUCAAGAGAACUCAUGAAGAUGAAUUCAAGAAACGAGCAGACAUUCCGAUACCAAAAGAGACUGCAGAUAUUGCAAACGGAGAUAAAAUCCAAGGCAAACCAAAUACAAAUAAUGACGUCAAAACAAACGUAGGCGCAAGAAGCAAUCUCCACUCCAGUGCAACAAACUCCUUAUCUAACAAUCAAUCAGUAUCCAGCGGAAGUUGUCUGGACACAGCCAAACCAAAACUACCAACUGCCUUGCCUUCACUUAACGUCAAUUCUACAAAAAACACAAGAGAUGGUUUAUCUUGGAUGGGGAAGGAACACCUCUCGCAGUUGGCAAAGUCAAUCUACCUAGUCAAGAUGAUAAAAGAAGACAGCACCACUGAAACCAACCCUUUCAAUCUGCUCAGGACUACAUGCUCUUUGGCUUACAAUAUUGAUUUUAAAUAUAUCAUGAAACCUUGUGAAGGUGGUUCGUGGAAAGUGUUAGUGGUGUUGGUUUCCGAAGCAGGCAAUAUUCUGGUAGGUGAGGCUACAUCAACAAACUGCGCUGAGGCUAGACAGGCUGCUUCAACAGAUGCAGUCAACACCAUCCAAUCUUGCUGUAGGCUCGUUGAGCCAAACUUCAAUUACUUCGCAGAAGGAGGAGUACCUACAUUCAUCUCCCUCAGACAUCCAACAAAAACACGAACUUAUGAAAUAAUGAACAUGGACACAAACAAGAAUCCAUUGAAUGAACAGGUUGUCGGAAUACUACUGAGGAUGUUCGUGGAGGAUAAGGGAACUGAAGAUAUAUUUUUCCUGGCUUCCGACUUUACCAAUCAUGAAAGGGAGUGUAUUCGCAAGAUGACAAAGGAGUUUGACCUCGGCUGGCGUCUGUUUGGUAUGCGUGAUAAAUCUGCGGCUCCAGGAGAAGUGUCCAAUCAGCAUCUGUGUGUGUUUCGACUUAAAAGGCCUGUGGAACUGGUAACACAGCUGAUUGCCAGUGGAGGAUCUACAGACAAGUAUUCCAUCGUCACCAGAGUCAACACCAUCAUUCCUCAGCCAGAGAGCCCACCAGAAGAAGUGCCAACAACUGCUCAGCCCAAGGAAGUCUGUGAUAGUGAGAGUUUUUUGGGAGGCUGCAUCGACCCCAAGUGCUCUCUAGAUCAUAUCAACAUCUUGGACUACAUUGUCAAUAAGUACUUGGAGAUCCGUUAACUUUGUGACUAAAGAGAAACUGUGAACUGUAACUUGUAACUUUGUGAAGACUGAUAAACUAAACGUUAAAACAGUUAUAGUUGACUUCAACACUUAAAAAUGUCUGCCACACAAACAGUUAGCGGUUCAAACUUUUGAUUUAGUUUGUUAGUCCAAAACUUAAUUGAGUUUUCAACUUAAUUUAAAUUUGUCUUCGAAUUACUCACUGGAUAAGUCCUAUAAUAGGACAGGACAUAGUAAAAAUUUUAAUUUGCAACUUUUUAUUGUGUAUUUAUUAGCCCUUAGUUUCUGUAUAUAUUUAAGCAACUAUUGUAAAAAUAAU